UGAGAUGAGGGAAGUGAUUGCGGCAUGCCACACACACUUAAAGCUUGGUCUCCCUUGGAGACAGUCCAGCGCUGGAUCACGGCAUGACAUUGCGACAGUAGCGUGUCCACUUGACUGUGGAGUCAGUCAGCUGGUUCACUACGACCCAGACAAGACAGAGAGAAAAAAAGUGUGCAGACAGUGAGCUGUGCCGGACUGGAGUGCUGAGGAGAAGAGUUCACAGAUCUGGGAAGCAGGCGGCUGGAGCGGUGGGGGAAUAAGUGAAGAGCGUGAAGACGAAGAAGAAAAAGAAGAAGAAGAAGCAGAGGAGUAAGGAUGCACGGAGAGAUGGAGAAGAGCUGCUGAGGGUGCACACACACAUACACACACACACAUAAAUAGACUUCUCAGGGAAGGAUAGUGUGUUGUGGCACCCUGUGGAGGAUGAAGAAGCACUCAGCCCGAGUGGCUCCUCUAAGCUCCUACAGCACUCAGGUCCUGACCUGCCCCAUCUCUGAAGGAGAGGAUGGUUUGGAGUCUCACGCCGAGACGCCUGGUAGUGAGACAAGCGUGGAGAGCCAGUCGUCCCAGACAUGCACCAGCACAGUGCUGAAGGUGCUCGGUGGCUUGCUGAUGGUGCUGUGCCUCUCGUCCUCCUGGGUGGGUACCACUCAGGUGGUCAAGCUGACCUUCCAGUCAUUCUCCUGUCCUUUCUUCAUAUCCUGGUUCAGCAGCAAUUGGAAUAUCCUCUUCUUUCCCAUUUAUUACUCUGGACAUGUGGUGACCACAAGGGAGAAGCAGACACCCAUUCAGAAAUUCAGAGAGUGUAGCAAGCUGUUUGGUGAAGAGAGGAUGAGCCUGAAACUUUUUGUGAAGAGAACAGCACCUUUCUCCAUCCUGUGGACGCUGACCAGCUACUUGUACCUUUUGGCCUUGAAGAAGCUCACUGCCACUGAUGUGUCUGCCCUUUACUGCUGCCACAAGGCCUUCGUCUUUCUCUUGUCCUGGAUUGUCCUCAAGGACCGCUUCAUGGGUGUCCGGAUUGUUGCUGCCAUCAUGGCCAUCACAGGGAUAGUCAUGAUGGCGUAUGCUGAUGGUUUCCACGGUGAUUCAUUUGUGGGUGUGGCACUGGCUGUGGGCUCAGCCUCAACUUCAGCUCUUUAUAAGGUGCUGUUCAAGAUGUUCCUGGGAAGUGCCAGUCUUGGCGAGGUGGCUCAUUUCCUUUCCACCAUGGGUUUCUUCAACCUCAUCUUCAUCUCCUGUGUGCCGGUCAUCCUCUAUUUUACCAAAGUUGAGCAAUGGGGCUCCCUCUCUUCACUGCCCUGGGGAUACAUGUGUGGCCUGGCAGGAUUGUGGCUCGUGUUCAACAUUCUGGUUCAUGUCGGUGUGGUCCUGACAUACCCCAUUCUCAUCUCCAUCGGAACGCUACUCAGUGUACCAGGAAAUGCAGCCGUAGACGUCCUUAAACACGAAGUGAUCUUCAGCGCUGUGCGCCUUGCAGCCACAUGCAUCAUCUGCGUGGGUUUUUUGCUGUUGCUGCUUCCAGAGGAGUGGGACUCGGUCACGGUGCGCUUCCUGGCCACCAUGGCAGACAAGAAAUCAGAGGACCACGGCGAGGAGCUCACGGAGUCGAGCAUCCACACGAGAAGCCGCAGUCGGGCCAACGGCGCCAUCUCCCUUCCCUUAGCGUGAUAUCGUGAGACUCCUCCGUGAGCUUUACUUCCUCUACUGCCCACUCAAAGAGGGGAGACUGGAACACGUGAUGGAAACCACAUGAAAAACGCGACAGAUUAUCAAGAUUAUUUGUCAAGGAUGCAUAAAUGUCUCAAAGAUGCACCUGGCUGACUGGAAGAGCGAUAUUUAUGAUUUUUUGCAAAAUGAAAAUGGUGGAAAGUGUCAUUUACUUUCUCGAUAAACCUGCCACACUCAGUCCUCACACGCUGACUGACCUUUGACCUCUGACCUGCUCUGCUCUGCAGAAUGUAUUCUGUGAAUAUAAAUCCUGUAAGAGACAGUCUGGCUAAACCUUGUAUGUAUUUUUAUUUAUUUAUUUAUGAAGA
This is a messenger RNA of Syngnathoides biaculeatus (alligator pipefish), 2039 nucleotides long. It is a transcript of the gene slc35f4, whose product is annotated as solute carrier family 35 member F4. The record is from RefSeq and is a predicted model, not a curated record. The coding region runs from base 424 to 1671 and encodes 415 amino acids. NCBI's taxonomy places the organism in Eukaryota, Metazoa, Chordata, Actinopteri, Syngnathiformes, Syngnathidae. Gene Ontology annotation, cellular component: membrane. The transcript is spliced from 7 exons.